AAGGCCACUGAUCAAGGUGCAGAGGACCUGCACAGACUGAACUGUGACUGUAAAUCAUUCCAGGCUAGCUUUGUCGCCAUAACUCAGAAUGGUAAUGUGGUAAUGUGGACCAUCAUCAUCACACAGACCACCGCUGUCGCCCCGUCGUGCCUUUGUGAGUGCUGACGGGCCGAGAGACCCACCAUGGCCUCACCGUUACCCCGCUGCACAGCUGUCAGACUCCCCGCUCUGGCCGUCGCCGUCCUGCUGCUGGUGUCGGUGUCUACUGUGCAGUCCUCUCAAGGCGACAAGGAACCAGUCUACAGAGACUGUGUGAAGCAAUGUGUCCGUACCAACUGCACCGGAGCCCGGCUACGGGGCUUUCAGUCCGCCCAGCCGCAGUACAUGAUGCUGACAGGCUGGACAUGUCGUGACGACUGUCGCUAUCAGUGCAUGUGGACCACAGUGGGCCUUUACCAGGCCGAGGGGUACAGCGUCCCACAGUUCCACGGCAAGUGGCCAUUUGCACGCUUCCUGUGUUUUGAGGAGCCGGCAUCAGCCCUGGCCUCUCUGCUUAAUGGCCUGGCUUGCCUUCUCAUGCUGAUGCGAUAUCGGAGCACAGUUCCGCGCCAGAGCCCCAUGUACCACACCAUCAACGCCUUCUCUCUGGUAUCGCUUAACGCCUGGUUCUGGUCCACAGUGUUUCACACCCGGGACACCUAUCUCACUGAGAAAAUGGACUAUUUCUGUGCAACAGCCGUGAUUCUUUACUCCAUCUAUCUGUGCUGUGUCAGAACUUUGGGUCUGAGGCGUCCGGGGGUGUCAAGCAUGGUGGGAGUCUUGCUCAUCUUGGCCUUUACCUCACAUGUGUCCUACUUGACCUUUGUCAGUUUCGACUACGGCUACAACAUGGCUGCUAACGCCACCAUUGGCAUGGUGAACCUUCUGUGGUGGCUGUGUUGGUGCUGGCAGAACCGGAGGACCCUGCCCUACUGGUGGAAGUGUGGCCUGGUGGUGCUGCUGCUUCACGGUUUAGCCCUGCUGGAGCUGCUGGACUUCCCUCCAAUGCUCUGGGUCUUGGACGCUCACGCCGUAUGGCACCUGAGCACCAUCCCUGUGCACUUCCUUUUCUACAGUUUCCUGAUAGACGACAGCCUCUACUUGCUAAACACAGAGAAGAUGGGCGUCAAAGUUGAGUAGGAGGAAGUCAUCGCCUCCUCACGGCACCUAGACCCUCGCACCACUCCAAUCAGGGCAGCCGCACACCCGAACACGGCAGUAGCUCAGCCUCCCAGAUGACAUGCAUGACCUUUUUGCGACUUUGAAUUCCAUCAAAGUAGACUUUGUUUACAUUUUCUCUUGUUUUUUUUAUUUUUUUUUUUAUUUUUUCCAAAUGAGAAUUAUCACAAUUGAUGCUUGCUCUUAACUUUGCCUUGUUAAAAUGUGAACUACUGUUCUUUUUUCGCCGUCUAUCAAAACUGCAAAACAGGAUGAAGGAAAGCAAAUGUGUUGUUUUCUACCCCAGCAAGACCCAGUUUUUCAGUUCCAGCUGUGACUGGGAUACAUAUCCUAUUUCUCCCUCCUUCAUUCCUUGAGCCCACAAUCUGACAGAAGCUCACCCUCAACAGCUUCAAGCCCCUCUGAAGUAACCUCGCUUUACACAAAUGCAGUUUGCCAUGGCUGACUUUAGAUGGCACCAAAUCCCUUACCAGGCCAUCUUAACCUACAGCGUGUGUCAGGGUCUGUCUGUGCCAAAAGUGGACUGGCAGACACAGAGAGGUGCCCCUUGUGUAGGGGGGCUGCCAGCAGAUUGUUCCAGAGAGUGGGAGGGUUUAUGUUUGGAGGCUAUUCUAGCUGACUGUGUUUUUUUUUCUUCUUUUCUCACCAUCGCACCUUUUUUAAAAUAUUUGUGCCUCUGUUGUUUCCACUGGUGCUUUUGUUUCUUACACUCUUCAGGAUCAUUUGAGGUUUUUAUUUUUCAUUUUCAUUAGCUGCCUUAGUUGUUUUAAUUCUUUUUUUGGGACCAGUUUGUGCUUUAUUCUGUUAAUGACAUUUUUUUUUACUUUUAAUGACUUGAUUUUUGAAUUGAUUGGACGAUCAGGAAAUGAAAUUAUUUUUAUUCACCUGGAUUGCCUUGUAGUGUGAGUAAAGGGAGAAAGUGAUUAAGCUAGAAAGAAAUAAGCAACAGGGAGCUGCAAUCAGUAGAGCCUUUUUUUUUUUUUUUACAUGUAUGAGGGGCAAAUCAAGAGAUUCUAAUAAAUUUUGGGGUUAUGGUGGUGUGUGUGUGUGUGUGUGAACGAGUGUUUGGAUGUUUGAUUGAUGCCGAUUAUUUGGAUUUGGUUUAGAUUUCUUGCUGCAAUAUCCCCCAGAAUGACACACACACAUUCAACCAGCUGCUCUACAGACAUCGCCCCGUGAUGUAAGACACUCCAUCUCCCUCCAUGCCUGCCUUACAUACUGUAUCAUAACCAUGAGUUUCUUCUUAUAUAUAACAUUUCUUAUUUUGUAUCAACCCCCCCCCCCUUCUCAGAGUUGAGACCAUGUAUGUAUUCAUCCCUCAGAGUUUCCCCAUCCAUAUGUGCACUUUACGGGUGUGUGUACAUUUACGUGCGUUUUUUGUUUCGUUUGAAAUUCUGUCCAUGCUUUUGUAUUUCUGUGUGAGAAUGUGAACAAUGACCAGCACGUGUGCGUGUGUGUUUACACUGCCUUGACUCAACAUUGUUUUGUUUUUGCCAUCACAAACUGAAUCAGUGUGUGUGUGUGUGUGCGCAUGAGAGCUAGAUUGAGCUCAUUCC
Molecule: messenger RNA, 2774 nt
Organism: Scomber scombrus (Atlantic mackerel)
Lineage: Eukaryota; Metazoa; Chordata; Actinopteri; Scombriformes; Scombridae
Gene: pgap3
Product: post-GPI attachment to proteins phospholipase 3
Exons: 8
Coding region: 184-1179 (331 amino acids)
Biological process (GO): GPI anchor biosynthetic process
Cellular component (GO): endoplasmic reticulum membrane
Molecular function (GO): hydrolase activity, acting on ester bonds
Source: RefSeq, a predicted model, not a curated record